GGCCGGCUUCCGGCGGGGGCUGACGGGAGGGUGCGGAGCCUCGUGCGAGGGAGCGGGGAGCCGUGGAUGCCCGUGCCGCGCUCCGCGGACCUGCCGCCCCCUCCGGCCGGCAUCCAGCGCCCGCAGGAUGUUCAAGAAAUUUGAUGAAAAGGAAAAUGUGUCCAACUGCAUCCAGUUGAAAACAUCAGUCAUUAAAGGCAUUAAGAGCCAAUUGAUAGAUCAGUUUCCUGUUAUUGAACCAUGGCUAAACCAAAUUAUGCCAAAGAAAGACCCUGUCAAAAUAGUAAGAUGCCAUGAACAUAUAGAAAUCCUCACAGUAAAUGGAGAAUUGCUGUUCUUCAGGCAAAGAGAAGGGACUUUUUACCCGACGCUAAGGUUACUUCACAAAUAUCCUUUUAUUUUACCACAUCAGCAAGUAGAUAAAGGAGCCAUUAAAUUUGUACUCAGUGGAGCUAAUAUAAUGUGUCCUGGCUUAACGUCUCCUGGAGCAAAACUUUACCCUGCUGCUGCUGAUACGGUUGUUGCAAUAAUGGCAGAAGGAAAACAACAUGCACUGUGUGUUGGAGUCAUGAAGAUGUCAGCUGAGGACAUUGAGAAAGUCAACAAAGGGAUUGGCAUUGAAAAUAUUCAUUAUUUAAAUGAUGGCCUUUGGCAUAUGAAGACGUACAAGUGAAACAAAAGAAACUGUGCAACUCCAAAGGAAUGCACUUAGAUUAAAUGUGGACUGCUUCGUAACUCCUUCUGUUUUUAAUGUGACUGAAUGUACAAAUUAUUUUGUUCUGUGGCUAUGCUAAAUAAAUCAAGUGAAUGCUAACAUAUUGCUAGCUGCAAUAGUUUUCUAGCGUUUAUUACAAUCCUUGAGCUUUUAUGCUAAACCUAUCUUCUCAACGUUUUUGAAGAUUUAAAAAAAAAAGUGCAUUCAUGAACGUAAAUAGAAUAUUUCCUGUGAAGAGAAGUCAAGAGAGAGAAUUCAAUGCUCUUUCCUAGCCAAGUAAUAAAAAUUGGGUGUAACCUAUAUCCUAAUACUGUUCCACAACUCAUUUGCCUCUGUUAACAGAUGAUUUAGAUUGUCUGUUAUACAGUUCCUAAAUUUUGAACAUAUAAAAUAGACUUUAAAAAAAGCCUUAUACUUUAUUAACUAUGAUUUAAUUUAUUGUUAAGCAUUUAUCAGCUUGAGUAGAUUUAUGUUAAUAGUUUUGUUUUCUUUUCAAGAUGCAGGCAGUCUAUAGGAUUUAAAGCAAAUGCACUGUAUAUAGAUGUGAUUUUCCUCUGGGGGUUCAUAUUUGGGAGAUACAGGGUGUCACAAAUCCUCACUUACUACACAAUGUUUGAGACUGACCAAUUUCCAGAGAUAACAAAUUUGUGGUGGCAGUGGGCAACUUUUAAUGGCUUCUGUUUUGUAAAUACUAGCUAGUUGUCUAAUAGACUUUAGGAUCUUUACAUGUUUUGGGUUGCUGUCCAGCAGAUAUGAUAUCAAAAUAUAAUGAUAACUGUUUUACAGAAACUGUUAGUAUUUCUGGGUCAGGUUUUGAAAUGGAUCUCAAUUAGACUCCAAUUUAACCCAACUCAUGAAUGGUCAACGAUUAUUUUACUUUGGUAUACAUACAGAAAGAGGCUGCAUCCUGGAACCAUUUCAGAAGGUAAAUUUAUCACCACUCAUGUAAUAACUACAUGGCUUUGGAAGGAUUUAUAAUUACAGAUCUGUAACUAAUAAUAUUAGAGAUGCAGGUUUCAAUGUUUAUGAAGGAGCUUUUGUUAGUGUUGUCUGCAUGUCUAUCACCUUUCCCAAGAACUAGUGACAGAAUUACCCUUUACUUAUUCUAAAGUUUCCUUAAAUAUAUUACCUAACAUGCUACUUAGAAUCUUCAAAUCACUUUAAAGAAUUUACUUCCAAAAAGGAAAGCUUAAGUGCUCUAGCUAUACUCCAUUAGCAAAGGAAAAGGAAUGAAAGCUAGAAAACUAUGGUGGUUACCACAGCAGCACUGGUGAAAAAGAAAAGUUCUUUUUCAUGCUAACUUCUUAUUUUAAAAGAGAGGUAAUUUGGUCUUCAAGUUGCAUAAUAAAUCUUCACUGACCCUUAUGAGUAUGUGGGAUUAUA
Molecule: messenger RNA, 2098 nt
Organism: Gavialis gangeticus (Gharial)
Lineage: Eukaryota; Metazoa; Chordata; Crocodylia; Gavialidae
Gene: MCTS1
Product: MCTS1, re-initiation and release factor
Exons: 6
Coding region: 128-673 (181 amino acids)
Biological process (GO): formation of translation preinitiation complex
Molecular function (GO): RNA binding
Source: RefSeq, a predicted model, not a curated record